Scomber scombrus (Atlantic mackerel) is the source of this 2747-nucleotide messenger RNA. RefSeq names its product lin-7 homolog A (C. elegans) (gene lin7a). Bases 159 to 644 code for a protein of 161 amino acids. The transcript has 6 exons. Gene Ontology annotation, molecular function: L27 domain binding. The record is from RefSeq and is a predicted model, not a curated record. Gene Ontology annotation, cellular component: MPP7-DLG1-LIN7 complex; basolateral plasma membrane; cell-cell junction. NCBI's taxonomy places the organism in Eukaryota, Metazoa, Chordata, Actinopteri, Scombriformes, Scombridae. Gene Ontology annotation, biological process: maintenance of epithelial cell apical/basal polarity; protein localization to basolateral plasma membrane; neurotransmitter secretion.
UGGUCCAACCGCUCACUCUGGAUCGAGAUGUUGCCAGGGCUAUCGAGCUGCUGGAGAAGCUGCAGGAGUCGGGUGAUGUUCCCGGUCACAAGCUCCAAUCCCUGAAGAAGGUCCUUCAGAGUGAAUUCUGCACAGCCAUCAGAGAGGUGUACCAAUACAUGCAUGAAACCAUUACAGUGAAUGGCUGUCCAGAGUACCAGGCGAGGGCCACAGCUAAGGCCACAGUCGCAGCCUUUGCAGCCAGCGAGGGCCACUCUCACCCGCGGGUGGUGGAGCUACCCAAGACAGAGGAAGGACUCGGCUUCAACGUGAUGGGUGGCAAAGAGCAGAAUUCUCCCAUCUACAUCUCCCGCAUUAUUCCCGGGGGUGUGGCCGAGAGGCACGGCGGCCUGAAACGAGGGGACCAGCUCCUGUCUGUCAACGGCGUGAGUGUGGAAGGUGAGCACCACGAGAAAGCAGUGGAGCUGCUUAAGGCGGCCAAGGAUAGUGUGAAGUUGGUGGUUCGCUACACCCCCAAAGUGCUGGAGGAGAUGGAGGCUCGCUUUGAGAAGCUUCGUACGGCCCGGCGGCGCCAGCAGCAGCAGCUCCUCAUGCAGCAGCAGCAACAGCAGAACCUGGCCUCUCAGCAGAACCACAUGUCGUAGGUUGUUCCAAAAGAAGAAGAAGGAGUGAAGGAGAGCGGAAAGGUGGAUCUCAAAGACCAUCUGUUUGUGUUAAAGGAUCCCAGAGGAAUCUCUCUGUUGUGGAGGAAACCAACUAGUAGAAGACUUUAACUUAACUCUCUCCCUGUCAGUGUACCACCGAUUAACUGAGCAAAAACGAAGAGAGCGUCUGUCCUAAAACUGGUGCUUUGAAAAACAAGGAUGAGGGAGGCUAGCACUGAAAGUCAUUCAUUUUAUCUUUAUAUUCCCCUUUUAUACGUUGUUCUCCCUUGGAUAGUUCAAGAUUGUGACUCUUACUGAAGCUCCCUUUCUUGUUUGUCGUUUUGUUACAGUCGUCCAUUUUUGAUUGCUUACCGACACCCAUUACGCUGUGGCACCUUUGCCAUUUCGCCAUAGAUAUCAUUUGUACAGUGGUGUUUUUAUUGAUUCUUCAACUGGUGCUUGUGUCUUUGUAUGAAUGACCAUUGUUUUGUUAAAAGUUGUUUUUUUUUGGUGUGUGUGUGUGUGUGUCCUGUUUUGGAGAAACGUGAACUCUUUUUUACCUUCUAUAUUGUAGCAAGAAAAGAUUUUAUAUCUUGUAGGUUUAGCAAUAACACACAUUCUUCAGUUUUACAUUUCACCACAAAAUUGAUGAUCUGAUACAUACACAGUUUAUGGGAUCGGUGCAAAUGUAAAUUGUUGUAAAGCAAAGUGGGUCUUAUGCACUGAAAGGCAGCUUCUGAGUCUAAAUCUAUCCUCUGUGCCAUUUAAAGAGAUUAUUGAUUUACAGGUGGCAUGUACAAUUACUGUGCAAUAAUUGCGGAUACUGACAGACUUUGUAAGCUACUCCCAACUGAGAUUUAUCCAGAAAAUAUAUGUUACCAAGGGAUUUCAACAAGGCUCACGUUCACCCUCGGAAAUGUUAACUGUGUCCUAUUCCCGACAAACAGAAUGUCACCAAUUUUCAUUUGAACAGAGUUGGAAUUAAAUCAAAAUAUGGUAGAAUUAUGUUUAUUUUUCAAACGUGUCUAUUUAAUAGUUUAUGACGAGAUCAGAUUUAACAUAGUUUUAUUGUUCCUUUUAAAUAUUAUGUAUUCUUUCUAAGACGUGCAGAUUAUUAUUUAAAAUCUAUUCAUUGUAUAAACAGCUGAAUACUAGCACAUAGUCCAUGUGGAUCUGUUCCUUGUGUUUCUGUUUUGACAAUCAUUGUGAACGGCGAUGAGACUGUGUGGGAUGUUUUACCUUUUUCUUUCCUUUCUCCGCCUGUAGGAAAAAAACAAACAAACAUGUUUUUAAGCUUCUCUCUAAUAUCCCAGUACCAAGUGUGAGUUUAUUUUACUGUCAUCUCCAUCUUUGGUGCUUAGCGCUUUUCGUGCACUGUACUUCCCAGAGAUUACUUCUCAGUUGAUCUUUGUGUUACUGAUACUCUCUUGUGUUGAUUCUGUUUCGUUUUCUUUAAGUGGUAAUCUUUUCUUUGUUCGUUCAAUUUAUCCCAAACAGACUCCAAACAUCACUUCUUGUAUGCCAGAUUAUGUUAUUUUUCCCCAAGAGAGACCAAACUAAGUGGUAUUUUCAUGAAAAUGUUGCAGAAUAAUGUAUAUGAAUAAUGUGUUCUGAACAGUUACAUCUAAUUGCUAAGUCCAGCAGAGCAAAAUUCUCCUAUCAUAAUACGUGCCAUGCUGCCAAACAUUGUCAUUUCCUAAAAAAACUGUUAGCGCUGAGAUUGACUAAAUGCUAAAGCUUUGGUAUUACGUGACCACUGCGCUCAGGUUUUAUAGGAAUCCCAUCACUGGAUAUUUAAAAUGUGUUUGUCCCUCAUUCACACUCUAAGCAGAAAUCUCAAUACAACAGAUCCCUUUUUGUAUCUUUCAAUCACAGGUACUCUUUCUUAAUUGAUUGACUUGCAUUUUUGAAGCUGAUGGUCCUGUGCUUAACGUAAAAAAGAAAAAAAAAUACAACAAAUUGUUGAUAUGCAAUUGUUAUACAUACUAUAUUUGUAUAAAUAAAUCUAUGUGCUUGUGUACAGUGAUCACUUACUUUGUCAACUCUUCCUUCAUAUCUCCUGCUGCAUCUUUAUGGUGUCAUUAAAGGGCAUGGCUGGCUGGA